AUGGGCAUAGACGUUCGUGUGGAUGUGGACCGGCGGGAAAACGGCGGGACCUUCACCAACUAUGAUGUGAUACAGGGAACCGUCCGCCUCACCACUACAACUUCGAUAUCGUUAACGUACAUCCAGGUGAAACUUGAAGGCGUUGCUACAACGCAGAUGACGGUUCCUCGGACGUUGAAGAAGCGGAAGGAGAAGGAAAAUAGAGAGAAGCUUCUUCAGGACGUGCACAAGGUGCUCUACGAUUCCGUCAUUGUCUUUCCGCCAGAGAACAUCCGGAAUGUUUCCAACUCCAAGGAAUUCACCUUGACGCCGGGCGAUUAUACCUAUCCUUUCCAAUUUAAAAUACCUUUGAACAACUCGUGUGUAAAGACACUGGGCAUCACCAAUAAAGUGCUGUUCAGCAGAGACAAUCGACUGAUCUUGGUCAACAAUGGCAAUUUCAAUACAAGUUUGAUCAAGAACGUUGCCCAAAACUAUUUUCAAGCUUAUCCCAACCAGGGCCAGGGUCCUCCGGAGGUACCCAAGAAUCAGACGUAUCAUGUAAAUACCCAGCUUCCACCGUCCAUUAGUGACAUGGGUCUGUUCGCCAGUGUGCGUUACUACAUCAAGGUGACGUGCAAACGGUCCUCUGUUUUCAAGACCAACAUCAGAGCGUUCGAUCCAUUCACGUUUCUUCCACUUGAUUUAGACAGUCAUAACCGCCCGCUUUUCGAGGGACAGCAAUUUGAGGAGUUCCGGGAGGUGUUUUACAGGAAAGACAUGGUUUUCAAGAACCGAAUCCCCGAGAUUGUGGGCAUCAAGGUGUCGAAGAAGCCGGCUGCUGACUACAAAAAGGCCCUCCCAAGCACACCUCCGCUACCUCAGAGGAAGAGCUUUUUAUCGUCAUUUCUUGGAGGUACUCCAUCGCCUCCCACUCAACCGUCAAGACCUUCCUCUUCUCGAAGAUCCAGUAAUAGCAGCACGACUACACGCCAAACUAGCGCUGCUUACGAAAUCAGCGCCUCCAAUGUGCCUUUCAGCUUUGAGGUUCGCUUCAAGUACCGCUCCUACCUUAUACCCUCGCAUUUGCCCACAUUCAAGCUCUACUUGUUGCUGCACCACAACCCUGCCAGGUACUCGCUUGCUCAAUAUGGAUACCAAGAGGAGUCGAACGGCCUUGGUGUGAUUUACUUCCAGAAGCUUACAGUUGAGUUGCGUAGCACCACCAAUAUCACUGUUUUAGAGACGGAUGGUGCCGGAGAAGUUAUCCACCAGGGCAAGUCGGAGGAGGUGAUUCAAUUGUGUAACAAUACCUACCAGAACCUCCAGUUUGACCUUCACGAUGCCAAAAAGCUGCGCUCGUCUUCAGCUACAAGCAGCAGCUAUGUCGACACCAACGUGCACGAGCUCGAGAUUCCUCGCAAGUACUUUGACAACUGCACCCUUCCAGAUGGCCUUGCACCCUCCUUCAAAACGUGCAACAUCACGCGAAAGUACAAUCUUGUCAUAGUUGGCGGCUUUCUGAGCGAGCGCAUCAACGAUUUCAAGGACCGUGCUGAGGUGGAAAAGAAGGUUCGUUACGUGGACUUGUUCUGUCCUGACGUCCAGGUGCUUUCUGGGCUCAAGCUUACGUCGUGGCUCCACUCGAAUGCCUCCGAGUCAAACGUGAGCAGGACGUCGGAUCUGAAGCCCUCGCUUCCCGAGAGACCUCCGUCCAGCCUGGGAACAGAGGAGCCUGCUGCCAAUGGAAAAGAAGCCGAAAGCCGGCUUCCUACGUAUGAUGAUGUUGUGAGAGAGAGCUCGUACCAGGAUGACGGCGAGCACUUGCGGGCCCGCCGGCGGUACCAGAACUAG
Messenger RNA from Candidozyma duobushaemuli, 1833 nucleotides. RefSeq lists its product as uncharacterized. The record is from RefSeq and is a predicted model, not a curated record. NCBI's taxonomy places the organism in Eukaryota, Fungi, Ascomycota, Pichiomycetes, Serinales, Metschnikowiaceae. The transcript has a single exon. Bases 1 to 1833 code for a protein of 610 amino acids. Gene Ontology annotation, biological process: ubiquitin-dependent endocytosis. Gene Ontology annotation, molecular function: ubiquitin protein ligase binding; protein-macromolecule adaptor activity. Gene Ontology annotation, cellular component: cytosol; plasma membrane; cytoplasm.